CAAUCGUUCAUUUUUGUUCACCUACAUAGAUAAUGUCGAAGUCGUAUGGAAUAUAUUUCUAUGGCGCGUUCAACAUUUUAUAAAAUAUAAUGUUUUCGUCAUAACGAUAACAUUUAACAUAGUAAUUUUAUUAUAGUUUCUCUUCUCUUUUGAGUAUAUUGUAUAUAACGUUUUAUAGUGAUAACAACGUGUACUUGACAUUUUGCUGAUAAUCUUCUUUUAGGUUAUGUUAACGAGCUCGUAUUUAUUGUAUAAAUUAUAUAAACAAUGACCGAGGGAGAAACUGAGAAUAAUUGUCGGGUCGUAGGUAUACCAUACCCGUUUACAAAACGGAAAGUAGAAUGUGCAGGUGGUGCGUUCCUUCGAUAUUAUAAUAUAAAAUGUCACGGUGAGGAUACAUUAUUGUUCACAUCAAAAUCAAAAGAUAAGGCCGAAGAAAUAGUGUUUGAAGACGAUGUUGAAUAUCUCCGAAGCCUAGAUCCCAAGGAGUGGAAGAAGCAAGAUCAUUACGCCGUUUUAGGUAUUAAAAAGUUACGUUACGAAGCUACGGAUGAUGAUAUUAAACGUGCCUACCGACAGAAGGUGCUGAAGCAUCACCCGGACAAGCGCAAAGCGCUGGGCGAAGAGGUAAGAAGUGACGAUGACUAUUUCACAUGCAUUACUAAAGCCUACGAAAUUCUUGGGACACCAAAAAGUAGACGAUCUUAUGAUUCUGUUGACCCCGAGUUUGAUGAUUCUGUACCGACUUCGAGUGAAGUUAAAAAAGACGGAUUUUUUGAAACUUUUGCCAAGUACUUCGAAAUUAAUGCUCGUUGGUCAGAGAAAAGGAAUGCACCUCUAUUGGGUGAUGAAAACAGCCCCCGUGAAUUUGUUGAAAAGUUUUACUCAUUCUGGUAUGAAUUCGAUUCUUGGCGUGAGUUUUCUUAUUUAGAUGAAGAAGAAAAGGAAAAAGGGUCUGACAGAGAAGAACGUAGAUGGAUAGAGAAACAAAAUAAGGCAGCUCGUGCAAAACUAAAAAAAGAAGAAAUGGCAAGAAUACGUAGUCUUGUAGAUUUAGCAUAUGCAAAUGACCCCAGGAUACAGCGCUUCAAACAAGAAGAUAAAGACAAGAAAUUAGCUGCUAAGCGUGCUAGACAGGAUGCAAUACAAGCUAAAAAAGCGGAAGAAGAAAGAAUAAUUAAAGAGGCACAGAUUGCCAAGCAGAAGGCAGAGGAGGCAGAAAGAGCAAGAUUAGAUGCAGCAAGAGCUGAGAGGGAACUCAUAAAGAAGAACCUGCGUAAGGAGAGGAAGACAUUUAGAGACCUAUGCAAAGCUAAUAAUUACUAUGCUGAAAAUGAUGAUGAGACUGUGUCACAUAUGGCAGCAGUUGAGAAAAUUUGUGAAAUGUUGAAAACUGUUGAAUUGCAGGAUUUAACAAAAGAUUUGGAAGUUACUGGUCGAGAGGCAUUCCUCAAUGCAGUUAAAGACUCUGAAGACAAACUUGAAGCAGAACGUAGGGCUUUAUUUGAAACAAAGAAGGCAGAAGAGCAGAAAAUAAAAAAAAAUGCAGCAUUAAAAGCUCCUCUAGAGUGGUCUGUCGAUUCAACACAGUUACUUAUUAAAGCUGUAAACCUGUUUCCUGCUGGUACAAACCAGAGGUGGGAUGUAGUUGCCAAUUUCUUAAAUCAACAUGGAACAUUUACAGAUGAUAGACGAUUUAAUGCAAAGGAAGUUCUGAAUAAAGCUAAGGACUUGCAGAGUUCAGAUUUUUCAAAGAGCAGUCUUAAAAAAGCAGCAAAUGAGGAAGCCUUCGAUCAGUUUGAAAAAGACAAAAAGAAAGUUGUUAAUGUUGUUGAUGACAAUAGUAUUUCAAAGAAUGAUACUCCUAAGCUAGUGAAUGGUACAGCUCGACCAAAAAUUAAUGGUGAUGUUAAAGAGAAAGAAGUUAAAGAUGAAAAGCCAUGGACAAAAACUGAGCAGGAACUUUUAGAGCAAGCCAUUAAAACAUUCCCAGUGAGCACACCAGAGCGAUGGGAUAAAAUUGCAGAUUGUAUUCCAAACCGAUCCAAAAAAGACUGCAUGAAAAGGUACAAGGAAUUAGUUGAAUUAGUUAAAGCCAAGAAACAAGCCGCCAAUAUAUCUAAAUAACAUUUAAUAACAGCAUUAGUUCACUAUCAAAUUAUAAAUGACAAUUUCAACAAAGCUAAAAAUAUCUGCACAUUGAAUUAUUUCAACACUUCAAAAUAAAGAAAGUUCAGCAUAUAAUAUGAUUUUACAUAACGACACCUGCAAUU
Molecule: messenger RNA, 2273 nt
Organism: Vanessa tameamea
Lineage: Eukaryota; Metazoa; Arthropoda; Insecta; Lepidoptera; Nymphalidae
Product: dnaJ homolog subfamily C member 2
Exons: 2
Coding region: 268-2127 (619 amino acids)
Biological process (GO): 'de novo' cotranslational protein folding; regulation of translational fidelity
Cellular component (GO): cytosol
Molecular function (GO): Hsp70 protein binding; ribosome binding
Source: RefSeq, a predicted model, not a curated record